AUGGGUCGUGUCUUCUCAUGGGCUCGAUUGCUCGCCGUCGCAGCUGUUGCUGCAGGUGUUGCUGCUCGUGGUGGUCAGGGCAACGAUCAUUCCAACGGACACGGCGGUCACGGCUCUAGCACCACUGCCGACUAUGUCAUUAUCGGUGCUGGUCCUGCUGGUGUUGUCCUAGCUGAGCAGCUUUCUCGAGAUGGAACGAAGAGCGUAGUUCUUAUUGAGGCGGGUCCUGACAGUAUUCACAAUGUCACUGUUGACACUCCGGCCAUGUACCCCUUUAUCACGGAACAAUACUGGAAUUACACAGCACAGCCCGAUGACAACUUGGGCGGAAACGCUCCUGCUCUCCAACAAGGUCGCACCAUAGGAGGAGGUUCUGGAGUCAAUGGUAUGGCUUACUGCCGUGGCUCUGCCUCUUUGUUCGAUGACUGGGCAACUCUUUCCGGAAACGACGGUCUCGCCUGGGAUUCUAUCCUCCAGGACUUCCUCGAAGUCAGCCACUACACAGAAAAUCCUAAUGCCGACUACGAUCAGGUCGUCAAUACUUCUGCUUUCGGUGACGGACCGUUAGAAGUCAGCCGUGUCGGUACCUUGACUGGUUUUGAAAAUCCUUUCUUCAAUGCUUUACAAGCUGAGCUCGGUCUGGAUGAGGUCGAUUUGACUGAUGGAAGCGGAAUUGGUCUUGAUCGAGGAUUGUCUUCUAUUACUGCUGUUAAUCGCACCCGUUCUUAUGGUCGUACCGCUUUUGGAACAUUGAUUGAAAACCGCUCCAACGUUCGAAUUCUUACCUACGCCUGGGCGUCGAAGAUCAACUUUAAUGGUACCACCGCUGUGAGUGUUACUUACCAUGUUGAUGGUGUUGCUACUACAAUUAAGGGUAAAGAGAUCAUUGUCAGCGGUGGUGCCAUCAACACCGCCAAGCUUCUCUUGCUCUCUGGUGUCGGUCCGAAGGAGACCUUGGAACCUCUUGGAAUCAAAGUCAUUGCGGACAUCCCUGACGUCGGCGCCAACCUCCGUGACCACGCUUUUGCCAUCAUUGAGCUUGACGUCAUCCCCGAGAUUCUCACUCUCUACCAAUGGUUCGAAAACGCUACCGUGAAUGCCGAAGCUAAAACCGACUACGCUGCCAACCGCACUGGAAUCCUCGGUUCUAACAACGGUUUCAUAUACGGUACUUACCGUCUUCCUGACUCGACCUGGGAUGGCAUCAAUGGCACUUACUAUACUUCCUUGCCUGAGGACCGCCCUCACAUUCUCUUUGAAUUCUCUUCCUUACCUUUCCUUCCCACCGACGGUAGCGCUCUUACUACCUGGGCUAGUCUCGUCCAACCCGAGGGCUCUGGAUAUGUUUCUAUUAAUACCACCGACUACACCGUCGAUCCCUUGAUUUACACCAACUACUACGCCACCAAGGCUGACAGGGCCGCCAUCAUUGCUGGAUACAAGCUGUUGAUGAAGAUUACCCAAAACGAGCAAAUUCAAGCCGUCACUGUCAACCAGGUCUUCCCUACCACACAACUGACCACUGACGAGGAGAUCUGGGCUGCAAUCCAGUCUCAGACAUACACUUUCCACCACCCUAUGGGAACCGUGGCUAUCGGAAAGGCUCUUGACAGUAACUGGCGAUUGAACGGAUUGAGUGGUAUCCGUGUUGUCGAUUCUAGCACUUUCCCUCUUCCAGUCACUUGCCAUCCGCAGGCUACUGUGUAUGCUUUGGCUAACAGAGCUGCCAAGGACAUUAUAGCUGCCGACUCUAAGAAUUGCUGA
Messenger RNA from Talaromyces amestolkiae, 1764 nucleotides. RefSeq lists its product as uncharacterized. The transcript is spliced from 2 exons. Gene Ontology annotation, molecular function: oxidoreductase activity, acting on CH-OH group of donors; flavin adenine dinucleotide binding. NCBI's taxonomy places the organism in Eukaryota, Fungi, Ascomycota, Eurotiomycetes, Eurotiales, Trichocomaceae. The record is from RefSeq and is a predicted model, not a curated record. Bases 1 to 1764 code for a protein of 587 amino acids.